AAAAAGAAGAAGAAGAAGAAACUAACCUAAUUUUGCCACAUUCAACAUAUUUAAGAGAAACACCGUUUACGUUACAAGAUAAUAUUUUCGAUUUAUAAUUGUGGUCUAUACAUCCAUAAUGGACUUUGUUAUUGACGUAACUGGAGACGUACAACAAGACAAUCAACCGAAACCACAAACAAAAGUAAGUUUUGUUAAAGAAUUAUUAAAAGAAUACAAACAGGACCUGUUAACGGAAGUCAAAGCCAAAAAAGAAGCUAAACCGAAAUCGAUUACCGAUGCUUUCAUAGUAGAAAUGGGUUGGACUGGAAAUCCCAAUAUUAAUAAGAAGUGGAAGAAAAAAAUGAAAAAGGAGGUUACGGUAACUGACAAGUCUGAAGUCAAAGAGGCACUAGCAAAAUCAGUAAUCACUCCAGACUUUGAAAAACUGCAUGCGGUGCCGCGAUAUGAUGUUUCAGAGAAAAAACUAAAACAAGAAAGACAAAAAGAUAGGGAGAAGACUAAAGGUAAAAAAUGGUAUGGACUUCCAGCAACUGAAGUGACUGAGGAAGUAAAAAGGGACUUGGAGAUCAUACAAAUGAGGUCUGUCUUAGAUCCUAAACAUUUCUACAAGAAAAAUGAUUUAAAAGUCUUGCCAAAAUACUUUCAGAUAGGCAAAGUUAUGGAUUCACCAUUGGAUUAUUACAAUAACCGUCUGACAAAAAAAGAACGUAAGAAGUCGUUGGUCGAUGAACUGUUGGCAGAUGCUGAAUUUAAUAAGUUUAACAAGAGAAAAUACAAAGAAAUAAUUGAAGAGAAGCAGAAAACUCAUUAUAAGGCUUGGAGGCAGGCUAAAAGGUUGAAAAAGAAAAAAUAAAAUGUUAUAUAUAAUAAACUGUUUUUACAAUAA
Molecule: messenger RNA, 889 nt
Organism: Aethina tumida (small hive beetle)
Lineage: Eukaryota; Metazoa; Arthropoda; Insecta; Coleoptera; Nitidulidae
Product: deoxynucleotidyltransferase terminal-interacting protein 2
Exons: 3
Coding region: 119-856 (245 amino acids)
Biological process (GO): RNA processing
Cellular component (GO): nucleolus
Molecular function (GO): RNA binding
Source: RefSeq, a predicted model, not a curated record